Molecule: messenger RNA, 1817 nt
Organism: Sitophilus oryzae (rice weevil)
Lineage: Eukaryota; Metazoa; Arthropoda; Insecta; Coleoptera; Curculionidae
Product: UDP-glucuronosyltransferase 2C1-like
Exons: 3
Coding region: 1-1575 (524 amino acids)
Molecular function (GO): UDP-glycosyltransferase activity
Source: RefSeq, a predicted model, not a curated record
AUGUUCGUUUUAUUUGUGAAAUGUUCUAUUCUUUGUUGUUUGGUGAAAUAUGGUGAACCUGCAAGGAUUCUGGGUGUGUUUCCCAUGUCUUCUGGGAGUCACCACAUCCUGGUUUACAAACUGAUGAAAGGUUUAGCCGAUGCAGGACACGAUAUCACCAUGGUAACACCUUAUGAACAAGAGAAUAUGCCAAAAACUAAAGGAAAUUAUAGUGAAAUUAUUUUGGAUGAAAUGAGAGAGCUUAUUAGUGCACAACACAAAAACCUGGACUUGUUCAAUAUGGGCAAACAAAACAUGGCCGUCAUGAUGCCACUACUCAUCACUAUAUUCGGAAGGAACAUAAACAAUACCUUGCACCAUCCAAAAGUGAGGGCCUUACUGAGUUCCAACGAAAAAUUUGACGCAGUCAUUGUGGAACACUUCAUGGCAGACGUCAUGAAGAUAUUUCCAUCAGUUUUCAACUGCCCUCUCAUAUUGUUGUAUAGUAUGGGACCAAAUAGUUGGAUCAAUCCAAGCGUAGGAAACCCGCAAGAGAUUUCCUAUGCCAGACACUUAUAUUCUAGAGGCAAUAAUGCAGUACCCAUGACGUUUUUCGAUAGAAUAAUUAAUGUAUUGUAUCACGUAUUCGAUUACUUAUUGAACACAUUCUAUUAUCACCCUUUAUGCGACAAACUGUUACGUAAUGCAUAUCCAGGAGUUCCAGAUACCAAAUCGUUAGCCCCAAAUGCUUCCUUAGUACUGCUAAACUCACAUACCAGUCUCUAUCCGGCUCAUCCGCUGGUACCAAAUAUGGUAGAGAUUGGAGGAUACCAUGUUGAUCCUCCUGGAAAGCUACCAAAAGACUUACAGGAGUUUUUGGAUAAUGCCAAAGAUGGAGCGGUAUAUUUUAGUAUGGGAUCAAACCUAAAAAGUAAACUGAUGUCUGAAGAAAGAAAAAAAAUUAUUUUGAACGUUCUGGGAAGAUUGAAGCAGAAAGUUAUUUGGAAAUUCGAAGAGGAAUUACCUGGAAAGCCUGAUAAUGUGCUGAUUAAAAAAUGGCUGCCUCAGCAAGACAUCCUGGCUCAUCCUAACAUCAGACUGUUUAUAACCCACGGAGGAUUACUGAGUACCACCGAAACAGUAUACCACGGAGUACCGAUUCUAGCUAUCCCGGUUUUUGGAGAUCAGCCAGGCAAUGCAGAAAAAGCCGAAUACGCAGGUUACGCCUUGAAACUGGGUUACCAUGACGAGAAUUUCACAGAAGAAAACUUGGAAAAGUCAAUUCUUGAACUGCUGAAUAAUCCAAAGUACCGUGAAAAUGCUCAAAGGAGGUCCAAAUUGUUCCACGACAGACCGAUGAAGCCCAUGGAUACCGCAAUAUACUGGGUGGAAUAUGUGAUAAGGAACAAUGGUGCUCAGCAUUUAAGAAUCGCUGGUGCAGACCAAGCAUGGUACGAGUACUAUCUGGUGGAUGUAGUACUGUUUCUUCUAGCUUGUUUAGUUGUAGUCUUCGAAAUCUCGAAAUUUGUUCUUAAAAAAGCAUUUUUAGUUGUAAGAUCUAAACUCAGUCCCAAACAAAAACUUAAAACUAAAUAAAUUAGCCUUUUAAUGAGCUUAAAAUAAUUAAAGCAGGGUACAGUGGUUCCCUUUAAUUAGCUGCGCGGUCAUAACUGUUAUAUAUCUUGUUAGCGCCUUCGAUAGCUCUGGUUCCGAGUGUUACUUGCCCUUACUAGCGGCGGCUAGGUUGAAUAACAUUGACACAUUAAAUUUUCAAUUACUGUAUUGAAAGAAAAUUAUAAAAAUGGAAACGUGAUUGUGUAAUUAUAAUAAUUGCAAUG